AUGGCGCCCCCAGGGCCAUCUCAGAAGCGGCGGCGUUCCUCGGGGCCCUCCCAAAGUGCAAAACAACUGAACUCCAGGGGCCGUACAGGGCAGCGCUCCCUGGGGCCUCCUAUUUACCCUGGACAGGUGGCAGUUUCCAGGGGCAUUCCCAGGGCAACGGCACCCAGUGCCAGUAGCGCCCCGGAGCCCUCUCAGGGACAACUAUGCUCUGAGGGGCCCCUGCUAGGGAUAUGCCCUCGGGGGCAACGUUCCCAUGGGCCCUCCCAUUUGCCCUACCAGGUGCGGCGCCCUAAGGGGCCCUCGCAGGAACGUCGGCGCACCCAGUGGCCGUCCCAGGGGCGGCGACGCCCCCAAGGACCCUCCCUAGGGAAGGUGCGGCUACCCGGAGCCCUCUCAGGAGCAAUGCCCUCCGGGGGUAACGCUCCCAUGGGCCCUCCCAUUUGCCCUACCAGGUGCGGCGCCCUAAGGGGCCCUCGCAGGAACGUCGGCGCACCCAGUGGCCGUCCCAGGGGCAGCGACGCCCCCAAGGACCCUCCCUAG
Messenger RNA from Homarus americanus (American lobster), 540 nucleotides. Its product is annotated as basic salivary proline-rich protein 1-like. The record is from RefSeq and is a predicted model, not a curated record. The coding region runs from base 1 to 540 and encodes 179 amino acids. The transcript has 4 exons. NCBI's taxonomy places the organism in Eukaryota, Metazoa, Arthropoda, Malacostraca, Decapoda, Nephropidae.